AAUCGAUUCAGCGUGUCAUCGGGACCCCCUGGCCGUGGGUGGUGAAAUUGCGCGGGAACUUGAAGCGUGAGGAGAUUAACGCGUACGGUAGCUGUACAUACAAAAUUGUUUUAAUAGUUUAAAAAAAAAAUAGUUUAUUAAAGUCGCGAUGGCCGAGUCGAUGGACCCAGCGGAGGUGGAAUUUCUGGCGGAGGAGGAGACGGUCACGAUCAUCCCCAACUUCUCCCUGGACAAAGUUUACCUCAUCGGGGGCGACCUGGGACCCUUCGACCCGGGGCUGCCCGUGCGGGUGCCUCUCUGGCUGGCCAUCAACCUCAAGCAGCGGCAGAAGUGCAGGAUCCAAGCCCCGGAGUGGAUGAGUGUAGACCGUCUGGAGCAGCUGCGGGAGGAGGAGCGGGCGGCCCAGACCUUCACCCCCAUGCCCAGCCCCCACUACAUGGAGCUCUCCAAGCUGCUGCUCAACGUAGCUGCCGACGAUAUCCCACGCGCUGACGAGAUCCGGUCGGUGCUGCGUGACCUGUGGGACACGCGCACGGCCAAGCUGCGUCUCUCGGCCGACGGCUUCGUGUCUCAGCAGGCGAGCCACGCGCAGCUGGACAACCUCACCAUGAUGGAGGUGAACGGCAUCCGCCCAUUUUUCCUGGGCUCCCUCAGCCUCCUGCAGAAGCUGCGUGGGAACCUCAUGCCCGGAGCGACACAAGCGGAGUCGCAGGAGACUUGAGUUUGCUCCCUCCGCCAAGGUCAGCGACCAAACAAAGGCACACACACAGAUGGGUCCAUCUGGUGCGCAGGCAGGCUGACCUCUAAGGGACCUGGGUUCGAUUCCCAACUCGGCCACCUGUGUGGAGGUUGUGUGUGUUCUCUCUCUCUCGCUCCCCGUCCUGGAUGGAUUUCCUCUGGGUUCUCCUCCCCAUAGCUAAAGAAAAAUUAAAACCCCAUUCAAUGUAAGUGGUAAUGACCAAAACAACAAAGAUUACCUACAAAUUACUCGAUCGAGAUAAAGACUAAGAUCCCCUGUAUAGGCUUAACAGAAUGUUGGGGCAAGUGCUGUUAGCAAGCAGCACCUAUGAAGGCCGGCACGGCACACCAGGGGGUGGGUGGCCAGCACCACGCCCGGCCGCCUUUGUCUCCCCAGUGGUGAUGUUUACACCGCACCAGGUACUCAUUUGAGGCAGAGUCGACCUAGGGGAGGCCCAGGGCCGUUUCAAAUAAUUGUGAGUGGUGUUGGUGGCCGUGAGUGGGAAUCGAACGCAGGUUGCCGGAUUCGUAGCGCAGCGCUAACCGCUCCACCACCGCUCCCCACCAUCAAUCUCAUGACCCUUCCUGAGCACAAGUGUUGAGCACAAGUGUUGAGCACGAACAGCUGACUUUGGUGUGCAUUGGCGUCGGGUCCACGUGUCCCGCGGUUCUCUGUACAAAUUCCCCGACCGAUACGGACGCUCCGUCGCCUUGCUGACUGUGAAUAGCUCCGUGUGUGCGUGCGUAGCGAUAAAAACAGUGUUGGUUACUGUUAUUGUGUGUGUGCGUUGCCGUUCGUCUGUCAAUGUUGUAUGAAAUUAAAGUGAUUUUGACCACA
Lethenteron reissneri (Far Eastern brook lamprey) is the source of this 1576-nucleotide messenger RNA. RefSeq names its product DNA replication complex GINS protein PSF2-like. Gene Ontology annotation, biological process: DNA replication; double-strand break repair via break-induced replication. Gene Ontology annotation, cellular component: GINS complex; nucleus. Lineage: Eukaryota; Metazoa; Chordata; Hyperoartia; Petromyzontiformes; Petromyzontidae. The record is from RefSeq and is a predicted model, not a curated record.